GCAUCCACGAACAAGGAGAACAGGUCCUGCCACACCGGCGGAUAGAAUGGCGCGCUUUCAAACAAAGGGGCCGAGAAAGUUAGAUAAGAGUAAUCCGAGACGCUCGUCGGAACAGGGAAGUUUCUCAGGGAAUUUUUCGAAGCCGAGAGCGACAGUAGCUCUGCAAGAUUAAUGCGACAGCAGAACGUUUAGAGGCUGGGGAAGUGUUCGGAAACUGCGCUGAAGAAGGGGCAGGUAUAUAUACACACACACAGAGCGAGCGAGAGAGAGAGAGAGAGAGAGAGAGACAGACUAGCAGGGGAUCGGACUUCUCAGACUUCACACAGACGACACAAUCUGCUUCAGACUUCCCAUUGGCGCUACCUGAUCCUAUAACCAAUGGCAACAGUCCAGGCCCUGCCUUUGACCCGAGAUCCCAGCACCAUUUAUUCAGCAUCCUCUCUGCCAUCUGCUGACUGUGUUAUGGGUAGUGUGGGCAGUCUAAUCGAGAAGCACGAUGAGUCACCCGACAAAGGCAACAAGGCUGUUCCUCAGGUCCCACAGCGGCAGAGCAAUGGGCAGAACAGGAAGGGCUUCAGCCAGAGAGAGCUGCUGAACUACCUGAACAUCACCAGGAAAGAGCCGAAAGCAGGCAAACACAUCGUCUGCAGCAACUCAUCCAUAAAGAGGGAGCAUUCCAGAGAGGAGGAGAACCUCUACGCCAAGGUUUAUCAUAAAGACGGUAAAGAGGUGGACCUGGGGAAGAACUCGCUCCCGAUAGGCGGCAAGUUUGACAAGCCUCGUUUCAGGUCGUCUGCCUUUAAGCCAGUGACGCCAAAGAGCUUUAGCUCCAUGCAGAACCUUCACCCGUCCAAAUCCGAGGAAUUGAUGAAUAGCAAGCACUCGUUCUACUCCAAGACGGCAUCCAAAUCUCUAUCCACAUCUUCCUCGUCCUCUUCGCCUUCACAGGUUGGCACCAGCGCCAACAAGGGCGUCCUGGCAGUGCCCCAUGAAGAGGAGACAACCUCAGACUCGGGCCAUAACUCUAUGAGCAGCCUGCCACCGUACCGCCCUCCGUUCCGCCCCCACCUGGGGCAGAUCAGCGCCUCCAUGGGUCAUAUCGAGCACAUCGGCUCCCUCGAACAGACCUCAGCGGGCAGCAGUGCUCUGAGCAUGGCCCCUGAUUCCUACGAGCUCUCGCACUCUUUGGAGGACGUGGUGAAGGACCUGGAGGAGCGACUACAGGAGAAAGAGCACGAACUGUGGCAGAUGAGGAGGAACCUGGAUGAGAGCGAGGAUGCCAUUGCACAGGUGUUUGAGGGGAAGCAGCGGCUGUGGGAGAAGGAAGUGUCCGAGCUGAAGCAGCUCUACACCACCAAGCUGCGUCAGGUAUCCCAGCAGUCUCAGCGCUCCCAGCGUGCCCUGCAGCUGCAGCUCUACAAGGCUCAGCACGAGCGCAGCCGAGUACAGGACGAACUGAAUAUGUUGCAUCGCAAAUACCAGAGCCUGCAGAAACAGGGCGGGUCUGGGCGGAGCCACGACUUCCAACCACAGCUGGAGGAGACCCAAUGGGAGGUGUGUCAGAAGGCAGGCGAGAUCGCCCUGCUGAAGCAGCAGCUCAAACACUCGCAGGCCGAGGUGACUCAGAAGCUCAGUGAGAUUUUCCUGCUGAAGACGCAGCUGCGUGAGACUCGUCAUGAGCUGUGCACCAAAGACAGCCAGCUGGACAUGCUGCAGGUGGCGCUCCAGGCCGCACGUCGCAAGCAUUCCCUGGGGAAGUCACUGCAGAACCUGUCCUCCCACCAGACCCCCGGCGAAGAUGGCGGGACGAGCAGCGCCACAGAGGACCGUCUCCGUGCCGAGCUGCUGCUGGAGCGGCGUCAGAGCGAAGCGCAGGCCUCAGCCUUCGAGGCGGAGCGCAGCACGUGGCAGCUGGAGAAGCAGAAGGUGCUUCGCUAUCAGAGAGAGCUGCAGGCCAGCUACCUGGAGAUGUUUCACAAAAACGAGAGCCUGGAAAGAGAACUGCAGCAGCUCCGAGGAGGUGGGGCUGGAGCUGUGGUGGGCGGGGCUCCAGCAGAGCCCUCAGGUCUUCCCUGGAUUGAAAGGAUCGAGUCUUCUGAAAUCUGAACCUGUGUAUACGUGUAGUAUACAGCAAGUGUGUAUAAUGUGUAUAUCAAGAAAAUGUACAAAAGACUCUAAAAGAGUGAAACUAUAAAAGCAACAUUUUCUUAAAAUAUUUAUAUCUAUACGAAUGUUUUGUUUGUGAAACAAAAUACGAACGAUUAUUCCACAAAUGGGGUGUGUGCCAGAGGAUUCUGCUUUUUUAAAAAGGGAUUUCAUUUUCUUUUAACAUCCUCUCAGAAGACUUAACACUUGCGUUCCAUUCACAAUGUUUUAUUUCAUAUAUUUCUACCAUAGUUUUUUCAGACAAAAGUCCUCUUCGAUCUGGGUUUGUUCUAGCACAGGAGGAGGUUUGAUGUACAUUGUGAUUUGAAAAGGGAAUCAGACUGACACAUUCGUUGGAAUAAAAUAUGUAAAUUUCCUCAAAGUAUCACUAAUAUCCUGGAUAAACACGUCAUGUGCCAGAUAUCCGUUAGCUGAUGCAAUAAAAUCAUCAUGACUAAA
This is a messenger RNA of Neoarius graeffei (lesser salmon catfish), 2604 nucleotides long. RefSeq names its product NEDD4 binding protein 3 (gene n4bp3). Lineage: Eukaryota; Metazoa; Chordata; Actinopteri; Siluriformes; Ariidae. The record is from RefSeq and is a predicted model, not a curated record. The coding region runs from base 379 to 2106 and encodes 575 amino acids. Gene Ontology annotation, cellular component: cytoplasmic vesicle. The transcript has 6 exons.